AAAACCUGCAGCUCCACGUCUGAAAUCAGAGGGUUUGAUGUUAGUUUGAGGAGGUUUUUAGGUUUUAGUUCUUUACAGUGAGAUAAAAACAAAGUGUGACCAGGACAGAAGUGUGAGCUGGAGUGUGUGAGAAACCUGCCGCACGGCAACAGGUGAUUAUCUCCUUAUACACACACACACACACACACCAAGACCUGUGGUCAGAUAAGAGAUCCGGGACAACACACACACACACACACACACUUAAAUAAGUGUCUCUGACUGUACACUGCAGAGGAGACUAACUUCUCUGUGGUUAAACUUGUCUUUUCCAGUGGAUUUAUGUGACGAUGGUGAACGUGUGCGUGAGACCUAACGUUCAUCACUGCAGCGCAUGAACGUGUGAACUGAGCCUGAUCAUGAGUGAAGCAGAAUGAGAAGAACGACGCCGGGAGGAUCGUGAUUUUCAGGUCAACACUGACAUUUGGACAUGGACACGAGGAACGCGCUUCCCUCCUGAAGUGACAGGUGCAGAGGCUCCGCCCAUUCCCGUCAUGGAGGAACCGGACGUUGUGGAAAAUGGAAACAAAGAGAUGCCGCAGCCUGGUUGUUCUCAGGCGGACUCCGCACUCCUGUACCCCGCCUCAGAGGCUCCAGACUCGGUCAGUCCGCUCACUCACCUGGGCUCUCUGCUGCUGCUGUCCGGACACGACGCACCGAGGAGCGGCUUCGACAGGAGGUCAGAUCCAGGGUUUCAGGACGUCAUGGAAACAACAAUGGAACCAGGAAGAGAAGCUCACGCAGACCAGAGCGUCGUCAUCCUCCACGCCAAAGUGGCUCAGAAAUCCUACGGCAACGAGAAAAGGUUCUUCUGUCCUCCUCCCUGUGUCUACGUCAGUGGACAUGGAUGGAGGGUCAUGCAGGACCAUCUGAAAGCUGCUGGUUAUGGAGACUCUGUGUAUCGGCUGAGUGGUUACAUGUGUCUGGACACUUCCACUCAGUCUCAGGCCGACACUUUCAAACUGGUCUUUGACGAGCAGCCAAAUUCACGGCAGAUGUUUGCGUCGGCCAAGUCGCUCUUCAUCUCUGAUCAAGACAAGAGGAAACAUUUCCGGCUGCUGCUGAGACUCUUCCUGGGAAACAGAGUGGAGGUGGGAUCGUUCCACAGCCGACUGAUCAAAGUCAUCUCCAAACCCUCGCAGAAGAGACAGUCCAUGAAGAACGCUGACCUGUGUAUCUCCUCGUGCUCCAGAGUGGCUUUGUUCAACCGCCUGCGCUCACAGACGGUCAGCACUCGUUACCUCUCAGUGGACAGAGGAGCUUUUGUAGCGAGUGCCAGACAGUGGACGGCCUUCACUAUCACCAUGGUGGAGGACCACAGCGCUGACCAAGGAGACUUUGUGCUGAGCGAAGGCUUCGUCUGUUAUGGAUGUGUGGUCCAGUUAGUGUGCACCGAGUCUGGAGUAGCUCUGCCACCGAUGGUGAUUCGUAAAGUCAACAAGCAGCACGCCAUCUUAGACGUGGACGAGCCCGUGUCUCAGCUGCAUAAAUGCGCCCUGCAGUUCAAAGACAACCGCCACGCCUACCUGUGUCUAUCUAAUGACAACAUCGUACAGUACCAGGCUCCCUCCAGCGCCAAAGACCCCAGCAGAGUGGUGCUGAACGACGGAGCCUGUUGGACCAUCAUUGGAGUAGAAAUGGUGGAAUUCACCUUUAAUGAGGGUCUGGCCUGCAUCCAGACACCAGUCAGUCCUUUUCCUGUGAUCUCAGGGUUGGAGGUAAACGGUGGAGGACACGUCGCGAUGCUAGAAAUCCACGGAGAAAACUUCAGCCCUCAUCUCAAAGUCUGGUUUGGAAACAAUGAAACUGAAACUAUGUUCAAGUCUCCCAAAUCUCUGCUCUGCGUCGUCCCCGAUGUCUCUGCGUUCAGUGACGGCUGGCGCUCUCAGCGCUGCGUCACCACCGUCCCUCUGUCUCUCAUUCGACUGGACGGCCUGAUUUAUCGCACGUCGUUCAGUUUCACCUACACCCCUGAACUCAAGCCGGCUGCGUCUGUGCGAGGGGCUGGAGGAGGGAGAAGAGAAGGGGGGAUGGACAGAAGCCAGGAGGACGACGUCCUCUUGGAGACCAUCCAUCAGGAGUUCACCCGAGCAAACUUCCACCUCUUCAUGCAAAGUUGACAAAGCUGUCUUCCAGUGAAGGUUUGGAGCACAAUCUGAUUAUCAGCUGGAGUUGAAGAACUGCCCAAUGUUGAAGUCACAAGCUUGAGUUAGAGAUUUUGACUCUAUUAUCAUUAAUUAUGUUUGUUGAAUCAGAAAAUUCUGAAUCGUUUCAGUGGAAACUGUGAGAAUCAAUAGAGACAAUCCAGUUCCCUCUAAUCAUUAAACUUAUUUAAAAGUA
Molecule: messenger RNA, 2379 nt
Organism: Solea senegalensis (Senegalese sole)
Lineage: Eukaryota; Metazoa; Chordata; Actinopteri; Pleuronectiformes; Soleidae
Gene: rbpjl
Product: recombination signal binding protein for immunoglobulin kappa J region-like
Exons: 13
Coding region: 534-2159 (541 amino acids)
Biological process (GO): regulation of transcription by RNA polymerase II
Cellular component (GO): nucleus
Molecular function (GO): RNA polymerase II cis-regulatory region sequence-specific DNA binding; DNA-binding transcription activator activity, RNA polymerase II-specific
Source: RefSeq, a predicted model, not a curated record